Messenger RNA from Naegleria fowleri, 417 nucleotides. RefSeq lists its product as uncharacterized. Bases 1 to 417 code for a protein of 138 amino acids. Lineage: Eukaryota; Heterolobosea; Eutetramitea; Acrasida; Naegleriidae. The transcript has a single exon. The record is from RefSeq and is a predicted model, not a curated record.
AUGAGUGAAGUUCCUCAAUUAAAAUGUGCAGUGAGCUUGCUGGUUAAUUUUGAAGAGGUCGAUGUUGGUAACGUGUACGAUUGGGAAAUUGGUACCCAUGGCAUUCGUAUUAAAUUUGAAGUGAACGGACGGGACUAUGGAGGUACUUAUUUACCAGAGGUUGCAAAAGAGCAAGAAUGGACGAAAGAAGAGACUUUAUCUUCUCUCAUUAGAAAGGCAGGGUUUAAAGGAAAGGUGACACAAUCUUUAUUAGAGAGUAUUGAGUUGGAACGAUACCAAUCGAGUAAGGUUGACAUGACCUAUGAAGAAUAUGCGGAAUGUAAGAACAACAGGGUUGGUAGUCGGCAGCUCUCGAGUAGCAACAGUUUGGGUGAUGUGGACGAUUAUGACAGCGACGAAAGUAAUGAAGAUUAUUGA